ACGACUGUUUUCAGAGUAGCGGCGGAAUGUUUUAGCAGAAGGACCACGCGCAAUUAACGUUAGCUAGUUGUUCUCAUGUUACCAUAGCUAAACAUCUUUUUCGUAUUUGACUGUUUGCUAAUUUCAUCCAGAGGUUGACACUUUCGUGGUGAAGAUGGGAGUACCGAAAUUCUACCGAUGGAUUUCAGAGCGCUAUCCUUGUCUCAGUGAAGUUGUCAAGGAACAUCAGAUUCCAGAAUUUGACAAUCUCUAUCUGGACAUGAAUGGGAUUAUCCAUCAGUGUUCCCACCCGAACGAUGAGGAUGUCCACUUUCGCAUUUCCGAGGAAAAGAUUUUUGCUGACAUCUUCCAUUACCUGGAGGUGCUCUUCAGGAUCAUCAAGCCACGCAAGGUCUUCUUCAUGGCGGUGGAUGGCGUGGCACCAAGGGCAAAGAUGAACCAGCAGCGAGGACGGAGAUUCAGGUCCGCCAAAGAAGCAGAGGACAAGAUAAAAAAAGCUCUGGAAAAAGGAGAGGUGCUUCCCACGGAGGCUCGCUUCGACUCCAAUUGUAUUACUCCUGGCACUGACUUCAUGGCAAGACUCCAGGAGCAGCUCAAGUAUUUUGUCCACAACAAGCUCUCCACCGACAAGCUAUGGCAGAAUGUCAACGUCUACCUGUCUGGCCAUGAGACUCCAGGGGAGGGAGAACACAAGAUCAUGGAGUUUAUUCGCUCUGAGAACUCCAAGCCGAGUCACGACCCAAACACCCGACACUGCCUGUAUGGCCUGGAUGCUGACCUGAUCAUGUUGGGUUUGACCAGCCAUGAGCCAAAUUUCUCCCUGCUCAGAGAAGAGGUCCGCUUUGGAGGAAAGAAAAACCAGAAAAGGAUAUCGGCUCCAGAGGAGACAACUUUUCACUUGCUUCACUUGUCUCUGAUGAGGGAGUACAUAGACUAUGAGUUCUCUGGGCUCAGGAAUCAGAUUGGUUCUGAUUAUGACUUGGAGCGAAUAAUAGACGACUGGAUUCUAAUGGGUUUCCUAGUGGGAAACGAUUUCAUCCCUCACCUUCCUAAUCUUCACAUCAGUCAUGAUGCUCUGCCGUUGCUGUACAAGACGUACAUCAGUGCUCUGCCCACCAUGGGGGGUUAUCUGAAUGAGAACGGCCAUCUAAACCUCAGAAACUUUGAGAAAUACAUUGAGAAGCUUGCUGAGUUUGACCGGGAACAUUUCAGUGAGAUCUUUGUGGACUUGAAGUGGUUUGAGAGUAAAGUUGGAAACAAGUAUCUGAAUGAGGCGGCCGGAUUGGCCGCCGAAAGGGAGGCUGCCAGCAAAGAAACCAACAAGAAUGAGGAUUCUACCUCAUCAGAAAGAGUGAUUGGAGAAGGAAAAGGAGGAGUAGGCGACGAUGAGGAAGAGGAGGAAGAUAUGUUUGAAACGGAGUUCAGACAAUACAAGCGCACCUACUAUAUGACCAAGAUGGGCGUAGAUGUGGUGUCUGAUGACUUUCUAGCCAAGCAGGCCAAGUGUUAUGUGGAAGGUAUACAGUGGAUUCUCCACUACUACUACCACGGUGUUCAGUCCUGGAGCUGGUACUACCCCUACCACUACGCACCCUUCUUGUCUGACAUCAGGAACAUAUCGGAGUUAAAGUUGACCUUUGACCUGGAGAAACCCUUCAUGCCCUUCCAGCAACUGUUGGCAGUCCUGCCUGCUGCCAGCAAGGAGCUGCUGCCUGAGAGUUACAGGCACCUGAUGACCAGUGAAAAUUCGCCCAUUAUUGAGUACUACCCUGUUGACUUUAAAACGGACCUCAAUGGCAAGCAGCAGGAAUGGGAGGCUGUGGUUCUUAUUCCCUUCAUAGAUGAGAGGUGCUUACUAGCAGCCAUGGAGCCCUAUAAUCUGAAGAUGACCAAAGAAGAGAAGGCCAGGAAUCGUCACACAGAGUGUGCAGUCUACUCCUAUGACUCUGAAGUAGACUUCAUGUACAUCUCCCCCCUGCCUCAGCUGUUCCCCGACAUCGUCCACUGCCAUGUCAAGAAAGCAGACAUCCCUAUGGAUGCCUGGCAUGUACAAUUGGACCACGUGAGCAGACGCCUCGACCGCUCAUCUCUGUACUUCUGUGGCUUCCCCACACUGCAACACAUCAAACACAAGUUCUUUAAGAAGAAGAGUGGGGUGGUUGUGUUCCAGCAGAGCAGCAGAGGGGAGAACAUGAUGCUGGAGAUCCUCCCGAGCCAGGACGCAGAGGCAGGAUGUGAUGAUGUUGCUGCCCAAGUACUGGGGAAGCCGGUGUUUGUCAACUGGCCGCAUCUAGAGGAAGCUCGCAUCAUUGCAGUGUCAGAUGGCGAUGUCAAGUUUUAUCUAGAGGAACCACCUGGUGUCCAAAAAGUGUAUGACAGGCCCUCCACUCCUCCCCCCACCAAAGUCACCCGCCUGUCUGACAAGGAGCAAAAGGACUGGGUGAAGGAUGUCCAGGGACUCACUGAACAUUUCUUGAAGAGGAAAGGCAUCAUGGUGAAUGAGACAUCGGUGGUUUUGUACGGCCAGUUGCUGACCGGAAGGAAAUACGUCCCCAAAGCCAACGGGGUGGUGGAACUUGAGAAACAGUGGGCUAAGCAGGUCCUGCCUUUUGCCUACCAGACUGUGGUUAAGGACAUCAAGGCCUUUUACUCGUGUCUGACCUGCUUUAAGAGCUUAGACGAGCUCUUCCCUCCAGCAACCACUGUCUUCAUGGUGGGGAACCCUUACUACGGUGCCAUGGGCGAGGUGCAAGACUCCAGUGAUGUCAUUAAAGACGGCCGGGUACGAGUGGUCUUCAGUGUGCCGCAUGAACCACAGCUGGAGCCCUUAAUCCAGAAUCAGCAUAAGUACUGUGUGAAGUACAGCCCUGGGUACGUCCUGGCAUCUCGUCUCGGCAUCACCAGCUACCUUGUCUCCCGCUUCUCAGGAAGCAUCUUCAUUGGUAGAGGCUCUAAGAGGAAUCCCUGUGGAGAGCAAAAAGCUAACGUCGGCCUGAACCUCAAGUUCAACAAGAAGAACGAGGAGGUUCCUGGAUACACCAAGAGAACUGAAAAGGAGUGGCUCUACUCUGCUGCUGUGGAGGAAUUACUGGCCGAAUACCUGGACAGAUUUUCUGAGGUAUUCAACUCGGUGUCAAGAAACGGUCAUGAUGAUGUUUUCUAUGAAGAUGACAUUUGGCCUGAAGAGGACCAGAAUGGGGCGGAGAGGGUUGCCGAAAUCACCUCAUGGUUGAAAAGUCACCCAGUAAGCUCCAUCGGCAGGACUUCAUGUGACCUACAGGUACUGGACUCUGCCAUCGUGGAGAGGAUCGAGGAAGCAGUGGAGAAAGCCAAGGUGAAGAAGAGCACCAAGAAAGUCCGUGUGACAGUCAAGCCUCAUCUCCUCUUCAGGCCCUUGGAGCAGCAGCAGGGAGUGAUUCCGGACCCGGAGGCAGAGUAUCGCCUGUUUGACAGAGUCAUCAACACCAGGGAGGGCUUCACCGUCCCACUGGGACUCAGAGGAACCGUCAUCGGCAUUAAAGGAGCGGAUCGUGAGGCAGAGGUUCUCUAUGAAGUGCUUUUUGAUGAAGAAUUUGCUGGAGGUCUCUCCAUCAGGUGUACUUCACCUCGUUGUUACCGCCUCCCUCCCUGCGCUCUCAUUAACUUUUCCCACGGAGCGCGAGUGGAUCAAACCUCCCACAAACUCACCGCCAUCGUCAAACCUCAGCCCGCCACAGCCGCAAAUUUCAACUCACAGCGCCAGUUGUCCGGCCUGAACCACUCUCCACGUUCACCCUUUAUACCCACACAGCAUAACAACAAACAUGGUAUGGGGAAGGCAGCCUCCCAGGGCAACAGGAACUCUCCCUCUAAGGGUCCUAUCCAGAAACAACAGUCCAAGGAGUACAGUAAUGUGUGGCAGUCUCUGCAGAACUCUGGUCCUCCUCUCAACCCUCCUGCUCACUGGCACAAUGAAGGACUUUCCCAACAGCGGAAGAACCAGCACUCCAACGAAGCUGCCCCAGUUGGUGGCAUCAGACUGUUGAAGAAAAAUGAAGAUGUCAACUCCCUUUUCCCCCCACAGAACACAGCCAAUAAGGCUACGACUGAGUUUGAGGACCUGAUAGCCAGUCUCAAGAUCUCCUCGGGUAACCAGCAAACCCCGCCCCCUCCAGCUCCUCCUCAAGCACCCUCCAGCCAGUCAGAUGGCCCGUUGUCUCCGCAGUCCUUCGCCAUGAAGGGAACCCUGAUGCUGAAGGAGAUGCUGAAGAUUGACGGUGCUGGAACAGGAAGUCCCUCUUCUCAAGGGGCAGAUAACGCCGGUGGCCAGCAGCAGAACAGGAGACGAUCAUCCAAGAAACUAGCAGCAAAUAUGAACGCCCCCCACGGCGAUGCAGCUGCAAUGGCUUCUCCCGCAAUGGCCGUUUCUGCUAACCUCUCCAACGCUGGGCUGACCAGUAAGGUGUCAGAGCUGACGUGUGUCUGUUUGGGGUUAGGAAUGGCACCACCCGAUUUCAGCUACAUAGGCAACAGACAGGGUCGCACAGUAGUGUGUCAGGUGAAGCUGUCCAAUGGGUUGAUGGUUCAUGGUCCCCAGUGCCAAUCAGAAAAUGAUGCCAAGGAAAAAGCUGCCUUCUUUGCCCUCCAAAGACUGAACUCAGUGGGAUCUGGCUUCCCCCUCCCACCCCCUCUAUACCCAGGAGUGGGGCAGAUACGACCCCCAACCUUAGGAGCCAUGGGCCCCGUCUUCAACCAGCAAGGUGGUUUGCUGUUGCCCCACCAGGGUUUCGGCCCGGCCCCUCUGUGGGGAAUGCCGCUGCCUCCUCCCCACCAUCAAAACCAGCCGUUCUAUGGAGCAGCAGGAAACUUCCCUGGUGCUGCCCGCCCCCAACCCGCAGCAACAGUGCCCAUCGGCUCACACAACCAAUUUAUUCCAUUACAGGUGACUAAGAAGCGAGUCUCGGCCAACAAGAAGAACCAGGACACUCGGGAGUUUUACAGCGCCGCCCACAUUGUGAGCAGAAACGAGUCCCAGAAAGCCCACAACCAGCACAGCCAAUCUCUGGCUCCGGUUGAACCCCAGGGCGGUAAAGUCGACCAGCUGCACCAAUACGCCGCCAACACCAACCCCUCCUCGUCCAGUCCUGGUCAAGUCGACGGCGUUUCCACGACGAAUGCAGUCCCCCACACACCCCCUCGACAAAACGUCCCAUCCACGGGCCACACCCCUGGCUCCUCCGGCAAGAGGAAGCACAGAAAGCUGGCUGUCAACUUUGAGGCAGCCAAAGUCUCUGAGUGAUGAGCUGUUUUGUGUGUGUGUGUGU
This is a messenger RNA of Perca flavescens (yellow perch), 5303 nucleotides long. RefSeq names its product 5'-3' exoribonuclease 1 (gene xrn1). Gene Ontology annotation, molecular function: RNA binding; 5'-3' RNA exonuclease activity. The transcript has 41 exons. Gene Ontology annotation, cellular component: nucleus. The coding region runs from base 155 to 5278 and encodes 1707 amino acids. Gene Ontology annotation, biological process: nuclear-transcribed mRNA catabolic process; rRNA catabolic process. NCBI's taxonomy places the organism in Eukaryota, Metazoa, Chordata, Actinopteri, Perciformes, Percidae. The record is from RefSeq and is a predicted model, not a curated record.